UUUUAUGUUAGUUAUGAUCCAAGUUGAUGUAAUUGAUUGUCUAAACAACUAAACAGUGAUACAAUCUCUCAAGCAAAUUAUAUGAUCAACGGGUUUCGUGAUGGGUCGCAAAAAUCUCAACGACUUGCCGGAUUAUUUGCUGACUUAUAUACUCUCUUACCUUCCGACCAAAGAUUCAGUUAGGACAAGUGUUUUGUCCAAGAGAUGGGAACGUCUCUGGCUUAUGGUUCAAGGACUUGACUUAAAUGUUAAGGACUUCCCUCUUAAUGGACAAGCCUUUGCUAGCUUGGUGGAUAAGUAUAUGGAGUUCAAUGCUUCAGAGAACCUAUCGAUGAACCACAGAUCAACAAUGAGAAAGUUCAAGAUCAAGUACAACGAAUUCGUUAACUAUGGAGGUAGGUUGAGGGAGUUGGUCAGUACUGUGGUUGAUCGCAAAGUUGAACAUUUAGAUGUUGAGGCUAAGAUGUUACCAAGCAUCAGAGAUUUCAUGCCUGACAACAUUUUUAAAAGCAAGACAUUGGUGUUUCUAAAGCUUGUAAGUGUAGGGCUUGCGAAUCCAGGUUUUGUUGUUUCUCUACCUUGUCUCAAGACCAUGCAUUUGGAAAACAAUUUUUAUACUGAGGAUGGUCCUUUGGUUAUAAAGAGCCUCAUCUCAGACUGUCCUGUUCUUGAGGAUCUUACAUUGGUUAGACUGCCUAUUGAUCGUAACCAUAUAGAGUUUCUGUUGUUCCUUCGUGUGAAGUCUCAGAGCCUGAAAAGGUUUCGUUACGCGUUCGCCAACAAUAGGGGUGGCACGGACUUUCUUGUUGAGAUUGAUGCUCCACUGCUCGAGUAUCUGACUUUCAAAGAUAAUCAAUCUGAUAUAAUUACGGUCAAGAAUCUGAGUUCUUUGUACGGGAUCAACAUUGAUACUAAAUUUAAUGUAGAGAUUGGUGGCAGUCCUUUGAAACCAGGGAACGACAUCAAGAGAAAUACUAUUCGUGCUUUUCUCCUUGGUAUUUCUAAUGUAAGGCGUAUGAUCAUCUCUAAGCGUACUAUAGAGGUCCUUGAACGUUACUUGCAACUUACACCGCUUCCCAAGUUCCCUAAAUUGUAUCAUUUGCAGGCUGCGUUCCCCAACUCGUUGUUACAUAUAUUGCCUGUCUUUCUUGAGAGUUUCCAAAAUCUCAAGAACCUCAUCUUGGAGUUUUCAGUUUCGAGGCAUCCAGUUCCAAUUCGACUAAGCUAUGUGCCUCGUUGUUUCUUGUUGACUCUUGAACGUGUUGAGCUUAAAGGACUGAUUGUAGAGGAAGAGAGUGGGAGGAACCUAGCGAGGUACUUUCUUGAGAAUUCAGCAGUUCUAAAGAAACUUAAUCUGCGUUUUAGAGAUUCUCUUACAACCAAGCAGGCUAGAAAGAUCUCUAACGAUCUUCUUACAUGUGCAAAGUGUUCCAGCAAAUGUAAGAUUAUUAUUCAUUGAUUCAUGUCAUUGAAGAUCAGUGUUUUUGUUGUUUUGAACUUAAGCCUAGAAUUGAUUGACAUUAAACUUGAUUACUCUAUUGAUUAAACCUGAGUGGAUUUGUAUAUUGAUUGAUUCUUGUGACUAUAUGGUGAUUUAUAUCAGACUUCUGGA
Messenger RNA from Capsella rubella, 1612 nucleotides. RefSeq names its product putative F-box/FBD/LRR-repeat protein At5g44950. Lineage: Eukaryota; Viridiplantae; Streptophyta; Magnoliopsida; Brassicales; Brassicaceae. The coding region runs from base 101 to 1459 and encodes 452 amino acids. The record is from RefSeq and is a predicted model, not a curated record. The transcript has 4 exons. Gene Ontology annotation, molecular function: protein binding.